CAGCUGAAGAGUUUGCGGUUUGUUUCUAUUUCAAUUUAACAUCCCUCCAAAAUCUCUCCCCCUCUCUCUUGCAGUUCGUACAAUUCCCAAUUCGAUCCAAUUAGGGUAUCUUUCUUCAACUCUCUUCGAUUAAAAACCCUAAUUACUUCAAAAUGUCGGCUUCAACGGUGUCGAUCACGGCGAAUCCAGCGUCGGCAAGGCGGAGACCGGUAGUGGUUUCCGACAAGAAAUCACCAAGCAACAACAUCGAAUUAGUAGUGCCGAGUGAACAACAAAUCAACGGCGGCGGCGGCGGCGGAAAAGCCAAAGUCACCGCCGCUGCGAGUAGGGAUCUAAGUCAUCACUCGAUUCUGGAGAGGACCGUGAAAGAUCUUCAAGUGAAGAAGACGAGUUCGACAAUUUCGCCGCGGAGGGCGAGGAAGGUGGAGAAACCGCGGUGGAUGAAGGUGGUGAGUGUGUUUACUAAGAAUUUUGUGCUUUUGCUUGUUUUGGCAGGGUUAGUGCAGAUGGUUAGGAAAUUGGCUGUGAAAUCAGGGGGUAUUGAAAGUGCUAGUGUGGGGACACAAAUGGGGUUAUCUGAAUUUGAUGGGAGGAUAGCGGAAAUGGAGUCAAUGGUGAAAACCGCGGUGAAAAUGAUCCAGGUUCAAGUAGAAGUUGUUGAUAAGAAGAUCGAGAGUGAAGUCGGUGGGUUAAGAAGGGAAAUGAGCAAGAAGAUUGAUGAUAAAGGUGUGAUCUUGGAGAAGGAGUUGAGGAAAUUAGUGGAGAGAAGUGAAGGGUUGGAAAAGAAAAUUGGAGAGUUGAAAGCUGGUGAUUGGUUGUCGAAGGAGGAUUUUGAGAAGUUCUAUGAGCAGUUUAAGAAGGCAAAGGGUGGGGAAUUUGAUGGGAGUGAUGUGAGUUUGGAUGAUAUAAUGGUGUAUGCGAGGGAGAUAGUGCAGAAAGAGAUUGAGAAGCAUGCGGCUGAUGGGCUUGGGAGGGUGGACUAUGCGCUGGCAACUAGUGGUGGAAUGGUUGUGAAGCAUUCUGAUCCCUAUAUGGCUGGGAGAGGGGUUAACUGGUUCUUGAAGGGCAGAGGGGUUCAUCCAAAUGCUGAUGAGAUGCUAAAACCAAGUUUUGGGGAGCCUGGGAAGUGCUUUGCUUUGAAGGGAAGUAGUGGGUUUGUCCAGAUUAAGCUGCGAGGUGCUAUUGUUCCUGAAGCUGUUACGCUGGAACACGUUGCUAAGAGUGUGGCUUAUGACAGGUCAACUGCACCUAAGGACUGCCGGGUGUCUGGGUGGCUGCAGAACCGCGAUCUUCAUACAGCAGAUGAUGAAGAGAAGAUGCUUCUUUUAACAGAGUUUACUUAUGACCUCGAGAAAAGUAACGCACAGACCUUCAAUGUAUUGGACAAUACAGCCUCUGGACUUGUUGACACAGUGAGACUGGACUUCACAUCUAACCAUGGAAGCCCCACACUUACCUGCAUUUAUCGCUUGAGGGUACAUGGUUAUGAACCUGAUCCUUCUUCAAUGACGGCAAUGCAGCCUUGAUGCAUCUGGUCCUUUUGUAACUGUUUAUCCUUUUGAAAUUCUUUGCUUAGCUUUACGAUCAAUUAUUUUUUCUUUGUAGCUUCCAAGUACCUAGACAUAGAUAAUGUGUGUGCUUGGUCUUACCACUCAUCGUGUUCCAUAGGUCUCUCUCUACUUGUGUGUUAGCAUUGUCCAGUUCUAUGUUUCUACCUGUAUUAGUAUUGUCAAAUUGGUCAGCAUUUUAUGAACCGUUGAUCAAAAUGGUGAAAACCCAGAAAUUAAACUAAGAGAUCUUCAAAUCGUAAAUGGAUGUGUAUUUUCUUUGAA
Molecule: messenger RNA, 1832 nt
Organism: Populus trichocarpa (black cottonwood)
Lineage: Eukaryota; Viridiplantae; Streptophyta; Magnoliopsida; Malpighiales; Salicaceae
Product: SUN domain-containing protein 1
Exons: 2
Coding region: 153-1526 (457 amino acids)
Biological process (GO): nuclear envelope organization
Cellular component (GO): nuclear envelope
Molecular function (GO): protein-membrane adaptor activity
Source: RefSeq, a predicted model, not a curated record